CUUACAGUGGUUUUGGUUGGAGUCUAUGUGUGUGUUUAGAGUGAAGGUGUGACCCAGGCUGGGUUCUCCUUACCAUUAGGGACUUAGUGACAUUUGAGGAUGUGGCUGUGAACUUUAGUAUGGAGGAGUGGGCCUUACUGGAUUCUUUACAGAAGAAACUCUACAAAGAUGUGAUGAGGGAAACCUUCAGGAACCUGGCCUCCAUAGGGGAAAAAUGGGAAGAUCAUGAAAUUGGAGAUCAGUACAAAAACCAGGGGAGUAAACACAGAAGUCAAAUGGUAGAGAGGCGCUGCAGAAGGAAGGAGGGUAGUCAAUGUGGAGAAAACUUAAGCCUUAUUCCAAAUCUCAAUCUGACGAAAUCUCUUCCUGGAGUAAAACCAUGGGAAUACAAUGCAUGUGGGGAAGUCUUCAUGCAUCAUUCAUCCCAUAAUAGGGACAUCAAAUGUCAAACUAGACACAAGACCUCUGAGUAUCAGAAAUAUGGAGAGAAACCAUAUAAAUGUAGUAUAUGUGGGAGAGCCUUCACUUAUAUUCAGUUUUUUGAUGAAAGAAAUCACAAUGGAGAGGAAGCUUAUAAAUGUGAGGAAUGUUGGAAAGCCUUCAGGUGGCUCAAAAGCCCUCAAAGACACAUGAUCAAACAUACUGCAGAUGCUCCUUAUAAAUGUAAGGAGAGUGGGAAAACCUUUAGUUCUUCACUUUUUCUUCAAACAUGUGAGAGAAGCCACACUGUAGAGAAGCCCUAUCAAUGUAAACUCUGUGGAAAAGCCUUCAGAUAUUAUAAAAGUUUUCAAAGACAUGAAAGGAAUCACCCUGGAGAGAAACCCUAUGAAUGUAAAAAAUGCAAUAAAGCGUUCAGCUAUCCCAGUCAUCUUCAAAUACAUGAAAGAACGCACACUGCAGAAAAGCCCUAUGAAUGUAAGCAAUGUGGAAAGACCUUCAGAUCUUACAGUUCCCUACAACCACAUGAAAUGAUUCACACAGGAGAGAAACCCUAUGUUUGUAAGGAAUGUGGAAAAACAUUCAGAUAUUACAGUUCCUUACAAACACAUGAAAGGUCUCACACUGGAGAGAAACCCUAUGAAUGUAAAAAAUGUAGCAAAGCAUUCAGUGCUCCCAGUUGUCUUCGCAAACAUGAAAGAAUUCACAGUGCAGAGAAACCUUAUGGAUGUAAAGAAUGUGGAAAGGCCUUUAGAUUUUAUAGUUCCUUACAAACCCAUGAAAGGACGCACACAGGAGAGAAACCCUAUGAAUGUAAGCAAUGUGGAAAGGCUUUGAGAUACUACAGUUCCUUGCAAAUACAUGAAAGAAUACACACAGGAGAGAAACCCUAUGCAUGUAAGGAAUGUGGAAAUGCAUUCAGAUGUAACAGUUUCUUAAAAAUACACAAAAAAUCUCACACUGGAGAGAAACCCUAUGAAUGUGAAAAGUGUAGUAAAGUGUUCAGUACUCCUAGUAAUCUUCGAAUACAUGAAAGAACUCACACUGCAGAGAAACCCUAUAAAUGUAAGGAGUGUGGAAAAGCCUUCAGAUAUUAUCGUUCCUUACAAACACAUGAAAGGACUCACACAGGAGAGAAACCCUAUGAAUGUAAACAUUGUGGGAAAUCCUUCAUUUGUCGUACCACCAUUCAAAGACACUUGAAAAUGCACACUGGUAAAACACCAUAUCAAUGUAAGGAAUGUGGGAAAGCAUUCACUUGCCUUAGUUUAUAUCAAAGACAUGAAAGAACUCACACUGGAGAGAAACCCUAUGAAUGUAAACAAUGUGGAAAAGCCUACAGAGAUCACAGUUCCUUACAAAGACAUGAAAGGACUCACACUGGAGAGAAACCCUAUGAAUGUAAGGAAUGUGGGAAAGCUUUUAUUUGUAACAAAAUUUUUCGAAUACACAUGAUGAGAGUGCACACUACAGAAAAACCAUAUAAAUGUGAAGAAUGUGGGAAAGCCUUUAGUCAUCCCUAUUCCUUUCGAAGGCAUGAAAGGACUCACUGGAUAAAACCUCUUGAAUGUAAGUAGUGUGGGAAAGACUUCAGUUGGCCUACAUCCUUACAUGUGAAAACUCCCACUGAAAAGAAAUAAAAAAGCAAAUAACAUGAGAAGGAUUGACAUAACUUAAUUUAGUUAUAAUGCUCUAGAAAACU
Eptesicus fuscus (big brown bat) is the source of this 2140-nucleotide messenger RNA. RefSeq names its product zinc finger protein 709-like. Gene Ontology annotation, biological process: regulation of transcription by RNA polymerase II. The record is from RefSeq and is a predicted model, not a curated record. The coding region runs from base 120 to 2015 and encodes 631 amino acids. The transcript is spliced from 4 exons. Gene Ontology annotation, molecular function: RNA polymerase II cis-regulatory region sequence-specific DNA binding; DNA-binding transcription factor activity, RNA polymerase II-specific. NCBI's taxonomy places the organism in Eukaryota, Metazoa, Chordata, Mammalia, Chiroptera, Vespertilionidae.